Messenger RNA from Hibiscus syriacus, 798 nucleotides. Its product is annotated as actin-depolymerizing factor 2. Lineage: Eukaryota; Viridiplantae; Streptophyta; Magnoliopsida; Malvales; Malvaceae. Gene Ontology annotation, biological process: actin filament depolymerization. Gene Ontology annotation, cellular component: actin cytoskeleton; cytoplasm. The coding region runs from base 146 to 565 and encodes 139 amino acids. The transcript is spliced from 3 exons. Gene Ontology annotation, molecular function: actin filament binding. The record is from RefSeq and is a predicted model, not a curated record.
AAGAGGAUUUUUUUUUUAUUUAUUUAAAAAGAUUAUUAUUAUCCCUCAGAGUCUGAGUAAGCCCAAUAAUUCCUUCCUCCGUUCUCAUUUUUAGAUACUCUUGUUGCCCUAGAUUUUCUCUCUGUAAGUUCUACCUAGACAAGCAAUGGCUAAUGCAGCUUCUGGAAUGGCUGUGCAUGAUGACUGCAAGUUGAAAUUUCUAGAGUUGAAGGCUAAAAGAACUUAUCGCUUCAUAGUAUUCAAGAUCGAGGAGAAACAAAAGCAGGUUGUUGUGGAAAAGCUUGGUGAGCCAACUCAAAGCUACGAGGAUUUCACUGCAAGCCUCCCUGCUGAUGAAUGUCGAUACGCUGUAUACGAUUUUGACUUCGUGACUGCUGAGAAUUGCCAGAAAAGCAGGAUUUUCUUUAUUGCAUGGUCUCCCGACACGUCAAGGGUGAGAAGCAAGAUGAUUUAUGCAAGCUCGAAGGACAGGUUCAAGAGAGAGCUGGAUGGUAUUCAAGUAGAGCUGCAGGCAACUGACCCGACCGAGGUGGGACUCGAUGUUAUUAGAAGCCGUGCCAACUAAAUGGGGGUCUCCAAGAAGCAGGAAUAAUGGAGAUGGUGAAAUGCAUUUUACUUUUGUUUGAUGUAAAAUGUUAAUAGGUGGUGGGGUGCUAUGAUUUUGGUUUGACGUUACAUUCAGGUCUCUGUCUAGAACAAUUAGCAAUUUCGAUUUAAAUCUUAUGAUUUUUUAUGCAUGCGUGAGGUUAUCAAACGGAAUGUCUUACAAUUGGUAUCUGAUAUUCUUUUGAAUUUUGA